This is a messenger RNA of Cylindrotheca closterium, 471 nucleotides long. The record is from the annotation of a GenBank genome assembly. Lineage: Eukaryota; Bacillariophyta; Bacillariophyceae; Bacillariales; Bacillariaceae.
AUGGACUGGUCAUUGGUGGCAGAGGGCGUUCGACCACCUUUGGAUCAACCACCUACAGCGUGGAAUGACACUGUGGAUUUUAUGGAUGUUGCUGUUCAUGUUCAAGCUAGUGGUUUUCUUGAUGCUUGUACUAUCCAUACUUUGAAUGUGGCGCACCAUCAUCUUGCACCAAACUCUAUGGUGUUGAAUACUUGGAUUGCACCUCCAUGCAAUCCCGUCAAGAAACGACUCUAUGGUUUUGGCCGGGUUUUGAAAGACCGCAGUUUGAAUCAGGAUGUGGUUAAUCCACUGUCCAUGAUCCAUUUUGCUUGGCCAUAUCUUUCCGCUGAGGAUCGACUUGCGGCAAUACAGGCAUCUUUUGUUUGGAAACAGUACGCAGAGUUGCGCCAUUUUGCAUGUGUUACUUCUCUCAAGUCCUUGCAACUUCCACGUCUCUUGGUGGCUGAUUGGAUCCACAUUGAGCAUGGCUGA